Pelecanus crispus (Dalmatian pelican) is the source of this 2306-nucleotide messenger RNA. The record is from RefSeq and is a predicted model, not a curated record. Lineage: Eukaryota; Metazoa; Chordata; Aves; Pelecaniformes; Pelecanidae.
AUUUAAAUGAGAGACAAGCAGCACCUUUACCUGAAUUACUUCUUAAAGUUGGGGAACCAUUGCUGAUCAGAUGCAGAGCUGUUUACCAUAAUUAUAAAUUCAGAAUAAAAUUAUCUUUUGAAAACAAAGAAGUUGAGCAGGAUCGUCAGUUUGGAGGAUUAGAAUAUCAAACCGAUCGCUCGGCAAUUCGGAUCCAGUAUGUGUUUGCUUCAGCGGCAGGAAGAAGUGAUAGUGGACAUUACACCUGUUCUUCUACAGUUCAUCUGAACCAAACUGCUUUGGUUACAGUUUUAGAAAAGGGAUUUAUCAAUAUAACUGACUCUAAAGAAGAUUUUGAAAUUGGUGAGGAAGAGUUUUGCUUCGAAGUUAACUUUACAGCAUAUCCACCAGUUAGAUGCAUGUGGCUAUUUUCCCAAAAAACAUUUCCAUGUAAACAAAGUUACAGUGUGGAUGGACGCAGCAUUUCGUCAAAGUUCUGCAACCAUCAGCACCAGUCUGGGAUAUAUGUAUUUUAUGCUGAAAAUGAUGAUACGGUCAUGACAAAAAAAUUCACUCUGUAUGUGAGAAGAAAGCCCAAAGUAACGAUGCAGUUGUUGUUCAAGCAGAUCUCCUGCGUCGCUGACAGUUACCCUGCCUCAUCCUGGGUUUGGAGGAACUGUCCUGAACUAAAUUCAUCCAACUGUACAGAAGAAAUCACUGAGGGGAUUCACAGCUUCUUGCCAGAGAGGAGAUCCCUGGGGUCAUGGAUUUCAAGCAGUGCUUUAGAUGUAAAGGAGACAACAACAAGCUUCUCUAUCGAGUGCUGUGCAAACAAUUCUGCCGGUUCAGCCUGCGAAAAGAGUUUCAUUAACCUGUCAGUUGCAGGAGCUGUUUCUUCCCCUCCAGACAACACUGCAUUCUAUGUCUCUGUUGGAUGUUUCCUCCUAUUGAUGGUUUUUUUGUUUGUAUUCAUUUUUCAUAAAUACAAAAAGCAAUUUAGAUAUGAAAGCCAGUUGCAAAUGAUUCAGAUGAUAGGCCCACGGGAUAAUGAGUACAUCUACAUCGACUUCAGAGAAUUUGAAUAUGAUCUCAAAUGGGAAUUUCCCAGGGAAAAUCUGGAAUUUGGACAGGUCCUCGGUUCUGGGGCUUUUGGGAAAGUGGUGAAUGCAACAGCUUAUGGAAUUAGCAAUGCAGGAGAUUCAGUCCAGGUUGCAGUCAAAAUGCUAAAAGAAAAACCUGAUGCUUCAGAAAAAGAUGCUCUAAUGUCUGAGCUGAAAAUGAUGACUCACAUUGGAAGCCAUGAAAAUAUUGUGAACCUACUAGGAGCUUGUACUGUGUCAGGACCAAUCUACUUGAUAUUUGAAUAUUGUUGCUAUGGUGACCUUCUGAACUACUUAAGGAGCAAGAGAGAAAAGUUUCACUGGACACUGACAGAUAUUUUUAAACAGCACAACUUCAGCUUUUACCACAAUAUCCAUUUGGACCAAAAUUCCAGGAAGGGAACUCACCUGAAGUACGGUAUGAAUACAACUCUAUGCAGAGAGGAUGAAUUUGAAAUCACACAAAGAAGUCAAAACAUAAAUGAGACAUCUGGAUCAAACGGGUUUGAGCUGUAUUCUGAGGAAGAUAAAAUUAAGCAUGCAAGCAGACAGAUGGAUGAAGAAGAGGAUUUUAAUGUGCUGACUUUUGAAGACCUUCUUUGCUUCUCUUAUCAAGUUGCCAAAGGAAUGGAGUUUCUUGAGUCCAAAUCGUGCAUUCACAGAGACCUCGCUGCCCGGAAUAUACUAGUGACCCAUGGAAAAGUGGUGAAAAUAUGUGACUUUGGCCUUGCCAGAGAUGUAGUGAACGACUCCAACUACAUCAUCAGGGGCAACGCUCGUUUACCAGUUAAAUGGAUGGCUCCUGAAAGCUUAUUCGAGAUGACGUACACAAUGAAGAGUGAUGUCUGGUCUUAUGGAAUAUUACUAUGGGAAAUAUUCUCUUUGGGUGUAAAUCCCUACCCUGGUAUUCAGGUUGAUACAAACUUCUACAAAUUAAUACAAGGUGGAUUUAAAAUGGACCGACCGUAUUAUGCUACAAAAGAUGUCUAUCAUGUGAUGCAGUCCUGUUGGGCCCUUGACUCCAGAAAAAGACCCUCUUUUUCUUGGCUGGUUUCCUCUCUUGCCUGUCAGCUGGCUGAGGCAGAAGGAGCAGUUUACCAGAAUAUGAAGAAAAAUGUUUCUACACACAACUCCAGCACCAAAACUAAACCACGUCUAAGCAGGGAUGAGGAAUCUCUGCUAUCCCCAACUGUGCUCCAGCAUGAAGACUCUCAGGUUGAAAAAUAA